This is a messenger RNA of Aegilops tauschii subsp. strangulata, 519 nucleotides long. RefSeq lists its product as uncharacterized. NCBI's taxonomy places the organism in Eukaryota, Viridiplantae, Streptophyta, Magnoliopsida, Poales, Poaceae. The record is from RefSeq and is a predicted model, not a curated record.
AUGGCGGUACAGUCUACGUGCCCUCUGUGCGACUGUGUUGACUCAUGGAGACAUGCGCUGGUGUCGUGCACGAUGUCCCGCUGCGUGUGGGCUCUAUCAGAUGAGGUACUUGUUUCCAAAAUGUCGGAGAACUUGGAAGCUAAUGCUCGGAUUUGGUUGUUUCAGUUCAGUGAAUCCCUGGACCAUGCAAGCUUCACAUGGCUGGUAAUCACACUAUGGUCUAUAUGGUAUGCAAGGAGGAAGGCUAUAUAUGAAUCAAUCUUUCAAAGCCCGCAACAGACCACAUCUUUUGUGAACAAAUACAUUGAUGAGCUGGGCCAGUUGAAUGCCAGGAAGGAGCACCAGAUAACACAAACAGCAUCAUCUGCCCAGCAGAAGAGGUGGCUGCCACCUCCGAAUGGCAAGGUAAAGUUUAAUGUGGACGGAGCGGUGGCCAGGUCUUGGCGUGGAGGGGCUGCUGCAGCGAUAUGCCGGGAUCAGGACGGCCUAUACCUGGGAUCAUCGGCGGUCGUUUUGUAG